AUGAAGCUCCCCCAUUACUUUAAGCGCGGUGGACUAGCUUUCGUCAAUCGCUCAGGUUCACAACGGCGUAAGUUUAUAUCUCCCCUUAGACUCAACCAUGCACUAGGUCGCUGGCUUUUCACCAACGAGUCUGGUUUCAAGUUUCCGCAAAAACCGCAACCAGGGAAAGUGAAGGCAAGGCCACCAGAGAUCUCCCCUUUUUGGCCCAUGAAAUGGGAUGCGAACGAUGGUCGACUGGCCGAUGACAAGAGCCUUCCACACUAUCCUAUAGAUCAGCCUGAUCAUAUCGAAAAAUUUCAUCUACACCGUUCCCGGAUCCCCACAUCUCUGUUCAAGUCUAUUGUCCGCGACAUGGAUAUCGUCAGCGUUCAAUAUCCCUUUGACAGUUGCUACAAUACAGACUACAAUUACUAUACUCCGGAAGCUGCAAGAGCUGAGUGCCUUGCCCCAAUCUUCAAUAACUUGUUGGCCGCAUUUCAAUCUGUUUAUCAGGCCUCCGGACAAGCAUUCGCGACGGGACAGAGCGGAGCAGGGAAAUACGCAUACGCGUAUCAGGCGUUUUUUUAUUAUCCAAUUCUUUUUGAACAAAUUCAGAUGCUCGCUCAGGAUCCAUUGGAGAUGGAGGACGAUAAAAUUGAUGCGAUCGCUGAGAUUGUCAGGGAUUGUGACCAUUUGCAUCAGAGAAAUGCUCGUAGUCAACCCGACCUUCCUGUUCCUUCCAUUUACGCCAUUCUUCACAAUGGUUUCCAGGACCACUCAAAGCUACCAACUUUUAGCUUCGUCAAGUUCGACUGCACAUCAUCUACUUACACUAUCGGUGAAGACAAGAACUCGCGGCAGCGUGAGUACCCAUUGUGUCAAGCAUUGGUCGAUCCCCUUGUAUUCAUGAAGAACCUUCGUGACAUCUGCGACCUCAUUUUUGACGUCUUAAUUCUGGGGUUCAUUGAAACCCUCAAGGCAAGUAAGGGCUUCAGGCCUUUUUUCUCUCCUCAUGAUUUCGCGGAUGAGGACGAGGAGAGGUGGAAUGUGCCUCGGAGACAUGCAGAGACUGCUCUCAAGAGGCUCCGUAGCGCAGAUGCACAACGUCGAAGUGGCCACACUGGGUACUGUGAUGAAAUGGUGGAGGAGGGUAUGCAGGCCCUGAAGAUGGCCGUGGAAAGCUCUCCUGAGUGCUACCCCGAAGAACGCGCCAUGCUUUAUUGA
This is a messenger RNA of Laccaria bicolor S238N-H82, 1203 nucleotides long. RefSeq lists its product as uncharacterized. The record is from RefSeq and is a predicted model, not a curated record. The transcript has 6 exons. NCBI's taxonomy places the organism in Eukaryota, Fungi, Basidiomycota, Agaricomycetes, Agaricales, Hydnangiaceae. The coding region runs from base 1 to 1203 and encodes 400 amino acids.